GAAGCCGAGAGAAGGACUGGCCAAAAUUGGCUCCUUCUGAGAAGUGGAAGUUCGCGCAUGUGCACUGGCCCUCAGCCAAGCAAAGAGCAGUGGGUUCUUCCAUUUAUGCUCAGAGAUUUACGGGUUACGUUGUGCAUCGUUUUCCUGGCUCUUGUACCAGAUGCAUGCUAUUCUGUAAAUUGGGAAAGCGAGGCCUAGGAGUCGGAAGCAAUUAUCCUAGGAUACCAAAAAAUUGAAGCAAGUAGUUCGGCAAACCUCAGCGCGGUGAGAGCCAAGCACAAGGCCACUGCCAGCCAGUACACGUGCGUAGCUCCGCCCCUCUUUUGGCGAAGCAACUAGGCCAGACCCUUCCCGCGACCUGUAGCGCGGCAGAGCAUGCGCGGAAGGUUGGUGGGCAGUGCGUCGCUAUGGAACCAGACGGGACCUAUGAGCCGGGCUUCGUGGGUAUUCGAUUCUGCCAGGAAUGUAACAACAUGCUGUACCCCAAGGAAGACAAGGAGAACCGAAUUCUACUCUACGCGUGCCGUAAUUGUGAUUACCAGCAGGAAGCCGACAACAGCUGCAUCUACGUCAACAAAAUCACGCACGAAGUGGACGAACUGACCCAGAUCAUCGCUGAUGUGUCCCAGGACCCCACCUUGCCUCGGACCGAGGACCACCCGUGCCAGAAGUGUGGCCACAAGGAGGCGGUGUUCUUUCAGUCACACAGUGCCCGGGCUGAGGACGCCAUGCGCCUGUACUACGUAUGCACGGCCCCACACUGCGGCCAUCGCUGGACUGAGUGACUCCCCCAUCCCUCGUGUUUAAUAAAUGCCACGUUCAGUGCGCCA
This is a messenger RNA of Cynocephalus volans (Philippine flying lemur), 830 nucleotides long. RefSeq names its product RNA polymerase II subunit I (gene POLR2I). Gene Ontology annotation, biological process: transcription-coupled nucleotide-excision repair; transcription initiation at RNA polymerase II promoter; maintenance of transcriptional fidelity during transcription elongation by RNA polymerase II. The record is from RefSeq and is a predicted model, not a curated record. The coding region runs from base 408 to 785 and encodes 125 amino acids. NCBI's taxonomy places the organism in Eukaryota, Metazoa, Chordata, Mammalia, Dermoptera, Cynocephalidae. Gene Ontology annotation, cellular component: RNA polymerase II, core complex. The transcript is spliced from 6 exons. Gene Ontology annotation, molecular function: nucleic acid binding; zinc ion binding; DNA-directed RNA polymerase activity.